GUCUCGACAACAACAUCGCCAUUUUCAGCUCUAGAAGGGAGGCGGGGACGUCGAAAUCUCCCGCGGUACAGCAGAAGUAGGUCAACGAGCGAUAUCGCUGAGACAUACGCACUCAGGCUGCCGAGAAAACAACACGUAUUAACUGAAAUCUGCGCUUAUUCGUCUCUAAUGUGCGUGCUUUGCUCCAAUUCGAUGAUUUCAGAUUCCGGGCCCGGUUGACAUUCGGUCGAUUUAUCUGGUUUUGGUUUAUUUUUCACUGUUUGCGAGCUAGCUGGACGGAGAAAACACGAGUAACACGCAAAACAGUUCCCUCAGAUCCCCAACAAUGAAAAGGAGGUUGAGCAGAGAGCGCGAGGACAGCACCUCAUCCUGCGAGGGGCAGGCAGUGUCCUGCAAGAGACCGAAACAGCCCGCCGAGGACUCGGGAGAUCUGCAGUCCAACUGGGUUCGACUUCCCCAGGAGAUCCUGCUUCACAUCUUUCAGUAUCUGCCUCUUCUUGAUCGAGCCUUCGCGUCACAGGUUUGCCGGAACUGGAACCAUGCCUUCCAUAUGCCGGAGCUGUGGAGAUGCUUUGAGUUCGAGCUCAACCAGCCGGCCACCUCUUACCUGAAGGCCACGCAUCCUGACCUAAUAAAGCAAAUCAUAAAGAGGCACUCUAAUCACUUACAGUACGUCAGCUUCAAGGUGGACAGCAGCACAGAAUCAGCAGAGACCGCAUGUGAUAUCCUUUCUCAGCUGGUGAACUGCUCGCUCAAGACCCUCGGCCUGAUCUCUACUGCACGACCAAGCUUCAUGGAGCUACCGAAGUCUCACUUCAUCUCUGCGCUUACUGUGGUAUUUGUCAACUCAAAGUCUCUUUCCUCUCUGAAAAUUGACGACACGCCAGUGGACGAUCCUUCACUCAAGGUUCUAGUGGCCAAUAACAGUGAUACGCUCAAGUUGUUGAAGAUGAGCAGCUGCCCACAUGUUUCUCCUGCAGGUAUUCUGUGUGUUGCCGAUCAGUGUCAUGGUCUGAGAGAACUGGCUUUGAACUACCACCUCCUGAGCGACGAGCUCCUGUUGGCACUUUCUUCAGAGAAACACGUUCACCUGGAGCAUCUGCGCAUCGACGUGGUCAGCGAAAACCCCGGCCAGCAGUUCCACACCAUCAAGAAGAGCAGCUGGGACGCCAUGGUCCGCCAUUCGCCCAAGUUCAACCUGGUCAUGUACUUCUUCCUGUACGAGGAUGAGUUUGGGCCCUUUUUCCGGGAUGAGAUCCCAGUCACGCACCUCUACUUCGGGCGCUCUGUCAGCAAGGAGGUCCUGGGCCGCGUUGGCAUGAACUGCCCGCGUUUGGUGGAGCUGGUGGUGUGCGCGAAUGGUCUGCGGCCGCUGGAUGAGGAGCUCAUUCGUAUCGCAGAGCGCUGCCAGUUUCUAUCAGCCAUUGGACUGGGCGAAUGUGAGGUUUCCUGCAGCGCUUUUGUGGAGUUUGUGAAAAUGUGUGGCCGUCGGCUCUCUCAGCUGUCUAUCAUGGAGGAGGUGCUCAUUCCUGACCACAAAUACGGUCUGGAUGAGAUCCACUGGGAAGUCUCCAAGCACCUUGGACGUGUUUGGUUUCCAGAUAUGAUGCCCACCUGGUGACAUUUUGCAUUCGAAAAGUCAUCAGCCGUGGCACGGGACACUCCUAAUUUGGUAAUACGGACUUUUUGUUUUCACAGUUACUUCACAGGGUUUGUACAUAGAUUUGAUUGGAGAUUGAAAUUCCUUCUAUGUUAAUAAUGAAUGUGGACUGUGGUGUCAGGAGAAUUUCACCCAAAAAUUACAAUAAUGGUAUUUACUUUCCUAUAAGCUAUUGAGAAAAAAAAAAAAAGAAAAAACACAAUACACUUGUUUUUGUUCUAUAGUAGUCAUACAGGUUUGUGUAAUUGCACGAGGAUGAGUAAAUAAUGAGAUCAUUUUUAUUUUUGGGUGGACUAUCCCUUUAAUGUCUUGUUGUAACAUAUAUAUACCAGGCCUAUUGAGGUCACGAUCUUGUUAAAAUUAAAGUUAAAAUAUAUAAUUAUAUUUAAUUAUAUUUUGCAUCAAAAAUGCCAUUUUAGGACUAUUAUGUCAUUUAUUUGGUCAUUGUGUAAUUAUAUUCACUAUAUAUUUAUUAUGCAUUGAGUAAUUCUCAUUACUAUAACUAUUAUUAUUUUACAGAUCUAUUUUUACUACAACAAAAUACUACCAUGAUCUAUAACUUUUACGCAGACUUUUCACAGUGCAAUUUUGGGGCUGACAGGACACAAUACAAUACAAAUGGUAACUGUAUGGAGUCAGAUCAGUCUCAAAAAUAAUACAUUUACAAAAUCCAGUUUGUAAACUCAUAACACGAUUCAAAAACACACAUUCAGUUCGUAAAUUCAAAAGACGAUUCAAAAAUACACUAAUCUAAUCCGUAAAUUCAAAAGGCGAUUCAAAAAUACACAUCUAAUCCGUAAAUUCAAAAGAUGAGUCAAAAAUACACUAAUCUAAUUCGUAAAUUCAAGAUGAUUCCAAAAUACACAUCUAAUUCGUAAAGUCAAAAGACCAUUCUAAAAUACACAAAUCCAUUUCGUAAAGUCAAAAGACCAUUCUAAAAUACACAUCUAAUUCGUAAAUUCAAAACGCGAUUCACAGAUACACAAAUCCAGUUUGUAAAUUCAAAAGAUGAUAAAAAAAUACACAUCCAAUUCGUAAAUUCAAAAGACCAUUCAAAAAUGCAUAAAUCCAAUUCUAAAAUUUAAAAUAUGAUUAAAAAUACACCUAUCCAAUUUGUAAAUUCAAAAGACGAUUCUAAAAUACACUAAUCUAAUUUGUAAAUUCAAAAAACGAUUUAAAAAUGCACAUUUAAUUCAUAAAUUCAAAAGACAAUUAAAAAUACACAAAUCCCCUCUCUCAUUUGGCGAAAAUAUACUGUGUUCACAAAGUGUGUUGUAUUUAUGAAUUGUGUUUUGAAUUUACAAAUUGGAUUUAAUACAUUUGAAUUGUGCUAUGCAUGUUUGAAUUUUUUUUUUCGUAAAUGUAUUAUUUUUUGACUGGUCUGGCUCUAUAGUAAUUGUCCACCCCCCACCCCCCUCCCCACAAAAAGGUUAAGCUAACUUGUAAUAAAGUAGCUUUUAAUUUUUAUUUUUAAAGUUUAUUACUGUCUUUUUGGAAACUCUUGUUUCCAUUUAAACAUUUUCUCUAAAACCAAAAAUAGGACUGUUGGACACAAUGUAGGGCUGCACAAUUUUGGAAAAAUCUGAUAAUGCGAUAUGUUUACAGUUUCACCAGAUGGUUUGAAUAACUCAAUUUGAUGAUUUUCUGGGGAGUCUAACAAUAAUAAGGUAAUUGACUAAUCAAUGCAAAAAAAUGCUUUUCUUACUCUGCCUUGUCUUGUUUCUAGUUCAAAUAUCAAAUAAUUCUUACAUCAAAUAAUAAUAUUGUUUUGUUUUCACCUUCAGAAGAAAAAAGGCAAAAUAGGGAAAUAAAAACUAGUUAAAUUAUCUGCCAGUGGAUUAAAAUAAUCUUGUUUUUGCUUUGAAAUGUAGACAUUUGGACUAGAAACAUUAACGUUUUUACAUAAUUCAUAUAAGUUCCGUAUAAAUAGAAUAAUUAAAUACAGUUAAAUACUGUAAUUAAAUACAAUUAAAUACUGUGACUUCGGGUCAACUAUAAUCAAGACUCAACAUUGCAUCUCUGGCAAUGUGACUAUUGCAGAUAUCCAUGCUGAAACAAUAUAUUGUGCAGCCCAACACAUUGUACUAUGUAUACAUGUUACAUUUGCACCACUUUUAUUUUAAUUUUUAUUAGAAACAAUUGUUUAAAAUCAGACUUUUCAGAUAAGCUAAUAUUCAUAUGCAGAUGUAUUUACAUUAAUGGACUCUUUGUCAUUUGGACAUUAAUAUCUUUGUUGAUAUUGAUGUUUCCAGCAGAUGUUAAUCUACAUAAUUCACUUUUUCUCUGCUGUGUCUCUGUUCUCAGUGGCUUAUCAUUGACCAUCUUCUAUUCAGUCAUUCUUUUAAACCACAAACAAUGUUGUGUUCAUAAGAAUUUAAGCUACGAUUGAAUUAAUCCAACCACACAUUUUCCAAACUCAUUUUUUAAGCUAGGGUGACUGAUUUUGGAGUCAUGCUGGUGGAUAUGAUGACCGGUUAGUUCCAGUUCUCACUAGUAAUCUUCAGCAGCUCCUCCUGGUGGCUAGGAAAGCCAUAACACUUUAGUGAGAGUGCUUAUUCCUCUCACUUGAAAGUGUGCUGACUUGGUUAUGUAGAUAAUUAACUCUUUUAUGUAAUUAAUACUUUUGUACAAAAAAAAUAUGUAUAGUUGAGGAUAAUAUGCACCUUAUACCAUACCAAAUGAAAAGAAUGGAAAGCAAAUAAUUGUUUUUAUUUCGAUGUAGCAAGAUCAGGGCUUAAUUUGUACCCAAACAAGCCGGAUCUAGCACCUCAUUUAACCGAUUCCCCUCCUCACAUGGACCCCAGCCCCGCCCAUCACUUUCUUCCAUGACUCCCCAAACUUCUUCAAUUUAGUCAGCGACAGUCGAUCCCCAUCACCCCCUCUAGCACUCACUUCUUGUAAUCUCCCUCCUCUGGUAACAAGCCAGAUCCGUUACCCCGAUCUGUUCUGGGACCUCGCAAUUUACCAAUUAAGCACUAAGCAGGAUGGAGGGUGCGGAAUGACAUUUUCAGGGUCUUAAGUAUGUUGGAGAGGAAGGAAAUGAAAGGAUCUGUGAUUAGCUCACAACACACACACGUCCUCAGAUUAAGAAAGAUACAAUGAAGCGUUGAUUGGUUUCUAUUAGAUUGCAUGAAGAAUGUUGUGAAUGACAAACCGAACAGAAUGGAACAAUGAAUGAAUUCGUCUGGAUAUGCAAACAAUGUUCGCUUUUCGGCCUCUUCGGUGGUUACCCCUUUCGUUUCAGUUCAAUAUGUAUUGGAGUGAAGCAGAGAAAACCUUUUCCUUUAAGAAGGAAGCCCCAUGUGUCUGUAUAUAAAAUGCUGUGUGUUUUGAUGUAAAUAGGAAUACCGGUUUCUCUUGCACCCUCUGUGGAGGUUUGAAGUGUAUUUUGUGCUGAUUUCUUAUUGAUGAGUGGAAAAUUUUCCUUGAUGGAUUCCUAUAUCCUUGUAAUUAGAGAUGAUCAUUAGCGUAAUUUAUUUAUAUGCUGUUUUAUUUUCAUUUAUCGCUUGCAUCGAUAGCUUAACUUAUAAAACUUAAUGCUUCUUGAUGAUUUAUAUACAUAUUAAGUAUCACGUUUAUUAAAAGUAGCAGUUUUCAUGCAGAAUAAUGCUUAAAUGAUCAAAAACUAACCCAAAAAGGGAAGCGGCAGCAGCUUAACUGUUCACAUACAAGUGUUAUUUUAUUAAAAUAAGAAUGAAGCUUAAGUUUUAGUCUUGAUUUAACUCAGAGCCAUUUAAAACAGCAUCAAACCAAGUGCUUAUGUAUUUGUUUUUCUGAAGCAAGUGAGCAUAUUGCUUGUAUUGCGAAUAUGAAAUAAUCACAUUUAUUUUGAGCUGUACAAACACGAUUAUAACAUAUUGUCGUUUGUUGAAUUAAAUAAUGGCAAAUAAACAUUUGUGCAGA
Messenger RNA from Danio aesculapii, 5563 nucleotides. It is a transcript of the gene fbxl3a, whose product is annotated as F-box and leucine-rich repeat protein 3a. Gene Ontology annotation, molecular function: protein binding. The transcript has 5 exons. The record is from RefSeq and is a predicted model, not a curated record. The coding region runs from base 326 to 1621 and encodes 431 amino acids. Gene Ontology annotation, cellular component: nucleus; SCF ubiquitin ligase complex; cytosol. Lineage: Eukaryota; Metazoa; Chordata; Actinopteri; Cypriniformes; Danionidae. Gene Ontology annotation, biological process: SCF-dependent proteasomal ubiquitin-dependent protein catabolic process; G2/M transition of mitotic cell cycle; regulation of cell cycle.